GCAAGGCUCGAAACUCUUCAGCUUAUCAAGCCUCAAGCAAAGAUCAAUCUCGAUAUUCUUCCUUCCUCGUCACCAUAUCAUGUUUAGCUUAGGUCACCUUUCUUCAUGCCUCCUCCCACAAUGAAUGCUGCACGUGUAGCAGCUAACCAAGUGCCUGUGAAUUAUUCCGUCAGCUUCAUCAGCCCUUCCCAUCAUCUCACUUCAUCGACACCACAGCCGGCGUCAUGCACAUUCAAUUCUUUCCCUGUCCAAAUCACGCAACCAGCUCUGCUCGUGAGCAUGGUGGACCGAAAGUGGGUAUGUCAAUCGAAAAGAGCUUUAGCCGUCACAAGGGCAGGAAUAUUGACGUCGCCGAAGGAGAGGGAGGUGGCUGAAGAAGAAGAAGCAGAAGAGGACGGCUGUGGUCUAGGGAUUGUGGAAUUCCUCAGAGAUAAGAACAUGCUUAUCACAGGAGCAACCGGCUUUGUUGGAAAACUGCUCAUAGAGAAGGUCCUCCGGAGUCAGCCUGACGUGGGCAAGCUUUUCCUUCUCAUUCAAGGGCCAAACCGAGAGGCUGUGAAUGAAAGAUUAAAACACGAAGUAUGUUUUUUUUUUUCUUGCUUACAUGUGGGCACUUACCCUCCCUCAGAUAUACAGCUUAACACAAAGCACUCCAUUUAGUAAAAGACAGACAGCCCCCUAAUGUUUGGAACCCCCCUUCAAAUUACUUACCGGACUUCCAAGAACGGGUUCACAUGUUAGAAUGAUGCAUCUAUACAAGAAAAAAAGUAUGUAAAAUAUUUUUAAUACUUAUUGCCAUACAUAUGGCACAAACUAAAAUUUCUGCCACCGCCAUUUCGAUCUUCAUACUUGCGGCCAGCAGCAUAUAAUGAUACAAAAAAUCGCCAUGAUCCUUACAUUUCCAUUCACAAAAUUGAUAUGAUCUUUCGUUCUUU
This is a messenger RNA of Nymphaea colorata (pocket water lily), 935 nucleotides long. RefSeq lists its product as uncharacterized. Gene Ontology annotation, cellular component: intracellular membrane-bounded organelle. NCBI's taxonomy places the organism in Eukaryota, Viridiplantae, Streptophyta, Magnoliopsida, Nymphaeales, Nymphaeaceae. The record is from RefSeq and is a predicted model, not a curated record. Gene Ontology annotation, biological process: long-chain fatty-acyl-CoA metabolic process; suberin biosynthetic process. The transcript is spliced from 2 exons. Bases 106 to 660 code for a protein of 184 amino acids. Gene Ontology annotation, molecular function: alcohol-forming very long-chain fatty acyl-CoA reductase (NADP+) activity.